Messenger RNA from Trichoderma breve, 3429 nucleotides. RefSeq lists its product as uncharacterized. Bases 1 to 3429 code for a protein of 1142 amino acids. The transcript is spliced from 4 exons. NCBI's taxonomy places the organism in Eukaryota, Fungi, Ascomycota, Sordariomycetes, Hypocreales, Hypocreaceae. The record is from RefSeq and is a predicted model, not a curated record.
AUGGAUCGAAUUCUGCCAAUGGGCGGCUUUCAGCUGCCCUUUCAGCGGCGCUUGAGCCGUCUUUACAAUGACACCAAGAAAUCCAGCGACUUUGUCAAGGAGCCUGCCCAGCAUGAGGAUGACCCCGAGAUCAAGGCCCUCUAUCGCAAAUUGCGCAUCCAAAAGGACCGCUUUGUCAGCUGGGGACUGGAGUGGUCAGAUCCCAACCAGUCUGCCGAAAUCGACGAGUCUCUCUCCAAGGCCGGCCUGAGUGAGGUCGUUGGCAGUAUCAUGUCCACUAUCAAAGACAUUCUUGCUGAGGCUGAACCCCUAUGGUUAAGCUAUAAGCGUGUUGUUGAGGGUGUUAGACCAUCGCCAGAUCGAAAAGCACCGUUAGUCCAAUGGGACAAGGGCCGGUUUGAAGAUCUCAUCCGGGAUCUCACUGCCUCCAUCGAUACUCUCUACGACUUGUCACGAAUGCGUUCAUCUGAGGCCUUGAAUCCGCAAGUGACCAAGUCGACUUACAAGUCGGCCGCCGCUGAGGGUGACUUUAGACCAUUCGAGUCAACACGGAUGCAGACUCCUCAGCAAAUCGACCCCAGGAGCUUGACGCACCUGCAACCUAUGCAAGAUGGACUUAGCACAAUAUCCGAGUCUUGUCGAAACGUUGUCUACAUGAGCAAGACGGCCUAUUCCGAGCUUACGACCCAGGGUGCUACUCGACAACCUUGGGCUCCUCUUCUACUUGAGUAUGCCAACUUUGAUCCCAUCUAUUCAACUACGGGUAUCAUGCCCCCGAUGGCCCGCUUCGAGAAACUCUCGGCCGGUCUUCAGCAAGAUCCUCAGAGAGCGCCUGGCUCUUGGACUGGUCUGCCUCGUCUGCUCGGCUACUUUGAAGACCUGGAAAAUUCUCGACUGGGCUUGGUAUACCUCUUUCCUCCUUCGUUCAACACUCUCGCCUCCAAUAAAGUGAGCCAAAACCCUCAGUAUAGCUUGCCUACUCUGAGCGAUCUCCUUGCCCGUGGCGGCUCGGAGCCUCCCUUGGAGGCGAAGUUUCGAUUUGCAUACAACCUUACAAAUACGGUGUUUGACCUGCACGCUAGAGGAAUCACUCAUGGCAACCUCUCUGAUGUCAACAUUUCAUUCAGCAGAGCUACUGCGGCAGGCCCUGGCGAUGAGAAGGGCCUUGUUGAUAUACGCCGUCCUGUGUUAUCAUCAUUUGACGUCUUCACUGAAGAGCUUUCGCCCGAAACCAAGAUAUGGCGGCAUCCUCUUGACCCGCGGGCUGCACAGGUAUCGCCUCUUCCACAAUCCACUGACGAGAGAGUCUUGGAAGUCUACUCCCUGGCGAUGAUCUUGCUAUCCAUUGGAUUGUGGACGAAGCUAGAAGAUCUCGCGCCUAGGGCAGCGCCCGCGACUGUCCCUGAAUCUGCUCUAGAGACGCUGGCCAUUAGAUGUGGUACGUUGUACAUGAAGGCCGUCCAAGCCUGCUGGAAGGUUGUCGACGAAGAGCUCUCUGGCGUGGCCAAAGGCGAGUCACUGCUUUCGGCCGUUCAAAUGCGUGUCACUCGAUUCUUGGAAGCCUGCUGUAUUUUAGAUGGCGUCAGUGGAUUCGAGGAAAGGUUGGGCCAGGAAUCAUCUCCUGUCGAAGCUCCCACUUUGGCCACGGCUGGGCCUUCGAAAGACACCAAAGAUCAAAAGACAAUGGUUGUACCUGUGCCCCUUACCAAGAAGGCACCUCUACCGCCAACGCCAACACCAACUUACCUCAAAGAGCAAAAGGUUGAGACAAAUGAACCUGAGAUCAAAGAAAGCAAGCCCGAAACCAAAGUCCGAUUAUACCCUCAUGUACCCCUGCCUCCUGAUGUGGUGGAGAAAUGGAACUCCAUUCUCAUGCCUCAGAUCAACACUGCUCUCAAGACCUUCUAUCGCAAACACCCAGAGUCGGUCGAAAUAUCUCUUGAGUCUGUGGGCCCAAGCCCUCACCAGACUAGACCUACGGUUUUGGUCGUCUGCACAUCUGUUGGCAAAGUCCGUGCCAUCUUAAACAAGAAGCUGAGCGAGCUCUUUGACGACUCUACAGGGUUUGGCCUCAAGGUUUGCCGCGGCAGCGUCAUUCGAUCACGGAGACAGGCGGGCGCAGUCAUGAGAUCCAUGGCACGGGGAAGCAGGUCUGGUGGAAAUCACGAUAGCGAUGAUGACCAUGUCGAAGCUGUGAACCCCGAGUACCAAGAGAGGCCAAACAAUGGCGCAAGCAUCGGAGCUUGGAUUGGAGAUCGUCACUUGCCACCUGUGAGCUUUGGCGGCCUCGUCAUUGUCGAUGAUAAGACCUAUGGAAUGACUGUUCAUCACAUGCUUGAUGAUCCGGAUCGAGAUUUUGGUCCUCCUGACACAUUGCGCAGCAGCGCCAUUCCCGGCCGAGAGUGGCUCCCUGAGUCGACUUUUGGAAGCUUUGACAGCGAGGACUUUUCCUACGAAUUGUCCGACACAGAAUCAGAGCCAUAUUCCGAGACGGACCUCACCAGCGACUAUGAUGAUGAGGAAGACGAGGAAGAUGAAGAGUACAAUGAGCCUGGUGACAUUCCCGGCAUUGAGCCAGGAUGUGGCGAUGGCUACAUUGUCACUCAGCCUGCUCUAGAUGACGUCGAGGAAGGAUUUUAUCCUUACGCUGAAACCGAGGACGAAGACCAUCUCGAUACAUAUAGCUUGGGCGAAGUAUACGCUUCGAGUGGCAUUCGCCGCAAGCAGGCUAAUGGCUUGGUCCACGAGGUUGACUGGGCCCUCUUUGAGUUUUCGGAUGGGCGCCUGCCAGACGACAAUUAUAUUCCCAAGAUUUCGGACGAUACAACCCAAAGAUCCCGCAGUCUGGGUAAGAGAAAUACCAAGAAUCAGCCAAUGAUCCGACCGACGACCGUGGCGCCAUGGUCGUCUCUUCCAGGUCUCGAGGUUCAGUGUGUCGCACGAACGAGUGGCACGCAAACUGGACAGAUUCUACCAGCCUUGACUAGUGUCAAGAUUUACGGACCGUCAGGCCCUUCUGCAAAGCCGUCCAUUCCUCUGGGUAUUCCAGGAGACAGUGGCGCCUGGAUUGUCGAUCGACAUCAAGGACAGCUCUGUGGACACGUACUUGCCUGGAGCCCGCCAACAGAGGUGCGACUACCAGGUGGUGAACCCGUGGUGAUGCUCCAUGAUCCCGAGGAGCUUGACAACACGCGACGAUUGGCAGAGGACGAUGAUGACGCUCUAGAAGAAGAAAACGAAGAAGAGGAAGAGGAGGAGGAAUAUGACAUGCCUCCAGCCCUUGUAGGCCAGCCAUCGAGCCCAAAGAGAAUCGCGACACCGGUUACCUCGUCGAGUCCGAUUAUCCUGGAGGUUGCUGAGCUGCCGGGGAUUACAAGGCAGAUGGACGGUAUGAAGAUUGGUAAUCGAAGGGUUGAUUGCAACGUCUAG